Paramuricea clavata is the source of this 10168-nucleotide messenger RNA. NCBI's taxonomy places the organism in Eukaryota, Metazoa, Cnidaria, Anthozoa, Malacalcyonacea, Plexauridae. The record is from the annotation of a GenBank genome assembly.
CCAGGCCAGGACAUAAUUGAAAUCCCAAGCAAUAAUCCCGGUAGAAAGCGGAUAUAUUUAAUUUUUAAUAUUUAAUUUAUAGAUAAUGAGAGCAAGACGUUGUUUCGUCUAUCGAAAGGAUUUGACUAUUUUGACAAAUUUAAAAGGUUUGCGCUUCUAGCAUUGUAUUUUUACUUAAAAGUAACCAAGAGCAAACACAGAGACGUCACUGUACGUCAGUUGGGAAAAUUCUGCAAUGUCAGUGAAAUAUAUAUAACUAAUAAUAUAUUCGGAACAUUUUCUCCAUCGACGAUAGGAUGAAAGAGUUUAAUAAGGUUGUUUCUUCCACAAUUGGCUGCUACUAUUAACAACUCAUUUUCUAUUAACAUCAGGCAUAAGCGCGAGCAUAUACUGUAUGCAUGUCAAACAUAAGCGAUGAAAAAAAGUCCGGCUUUAAACAAUCCGCAUGAUUGGUGCUGGAAUUAUGUGAAAUUUCCAAUCAUGGAAAGCCAAAGACAUUAACUCCGCAACUCUGAGUGUUAGAAAUCUGUCGCAGCCUGUUUUUGUCUUUUUGGUGGUGCACAACUAAUAAAAUAAUCUAAAGGUACAUUCAAAGGAGAAAGGAAUCCUCGCCAUGUUAGAUCAAAUUUGAAUUACAAAUUAGGGAUGCACCGGAACCGUUUUUUUAAGUUCCGGCCGGAACCGGAUCCGACCGGAACUGGAAAAAAGUUCCGGCCGGAAGUUCCGGAACUAAUUUAUUAAGCCAUAUAUAGUCAUAUGUUACUUUGUCCGCUGCCAGACAAGCAGACACUUCAAAUCAUCAAGUAGAGAGUUCGCAAAUGUCAGAAUAAAAAGACUGACAAACGUUAAACGUCAUAAUGAAGUAUUAAUAGUGUACAUUUCCCUUGCGUAGUCCAACUUUCUUCCUACUGUGACCUUUUGUUAGACACAAAAACGUUUGAUUUUCUAUCUCCCUGAAAACGACAGAGUUCCGGUUCCGGCCAUGCUUUUUUUACUAGUUCCGGCCGGAACCGGAACUCUAAAAAAUCGGGGUUCCGGCCGGAACCGAGUUCCGGUGCACCCCUAUUACAAAUUGGGAAAAUCUUUUGUUAAUUUCAUCUACCAUGACGACAAUGACGUAAGCCGUGACCCACUAAUAUAAGAAUAUCUUCCCAACUAUAAUUCAAUUUCCCCACUGUCCUGAAAGAACAUCAUGGCAUGAGUUUUUAUCAAUUGUCUAAGAAAUGUAUUUAUACGUAACCAAGAUAAUGUAGAUUUAGUCUUGGACUUAAAAAUACAGAAUAAGUUGGGGUGUCCCGGCCAGGGGGUGUUCCCGUGUUCCCUUGAAAAUUUUUCUUUGUUCCCUUGUUCCUCACAAAAUUUUCACCAUGUUCCCUUGUUCUCCAAGCUUACAUGUUCCCUUGCUCUCUGUAAUUUUUUGGCUUUGUUCCGUUGUUCCCAUUGAAACAUGUGCCUUGUUCCACUGGGAACUAAGUAUAUCCGUACUACUGUAAGUAUAUCCAUACUAUUUCCAUACUAUAUCCAUAGUGUGGAAAUACACAAUUAUUAUGGAUAAUCAAAAUCCAUUCUAUUUCCAAUAAAGGUCCAUACAAUUUCCAUUUUAUGGAUUUUCAAUUUUUUUCCAGUGUUCCGUAUAGAAACCACUGAGAGACCCUUAUAAGUUGUUGUGCAUAAAUGGUCAGAUCUAGAAUUGAUAUAUUUAGGCUCUGUGAAAAUUCUUCCACGUGGGAUUCUGCUGAGCAAGAGACGUUUGUUUGCGAAAUGCUGAACCUUGGAAAAAUUGCUAUCACUGAUAAUGGUAAGCAUUCGAAAGUAGGAUAUAUUAUUGUAAAGAUGACUGAAGUUUCAUUAUUAUCCAGUUAGUUUUUCAUUCGUUAUAAUAAAUUUCGAUAGAUAUAGAGGAAUUGUAACAUUGUACACUUCACCACUUGCAAAAGUAAUCUAUAUAUAUCUACCAGGAUCCCGGCCCGGUCACGUUUUGAUAUUUUUGAAAGAAAGUUCACAAUAAAAUUUUUAUAUUUCUUUUUAAAUUGUUUAAUUUCGUCGUAAAUUUGGCGAGUUAUUUGUUCGAUUCUUACAGGAAUGAAAUAACCCUCAACCACAUAAACAAAAAUAUCACCAAUAUAUACGGCAAUGAGAUAACACAAAUUGCACCUACCAGAGAAUAGUGUAUUUCUCCAUCUUAUGCAUACUCUCGAACCUUUUCCAAAAUUGUGUGUUGAUGUAUACGUAUUUCUUGGUGCCGCUUUGCAAACUUUCCGUAAUUUUAAUUUUGUUUUUUUCAUUAUUUUGUGAUAGAACACAAUGUUGAAGAGAUUCUUAAUCGCGAAGUAAUUGAUAUAAUACACAACUUAUUGCACAAGUGCAAUGUUGAGAAAGUUCACUUAGCUUCAGUGAAACUUUUACAUCAACUGACAGAGUUUAUAUUGGGGAGAGAACACAUACUAAAUUAUGCUCAAUGUAAAAGGUAAAUAAUAAAGCACUAUAAUUUGGAGUUUACUGCUCUAAUUUUGGUAUAUAAUAUAGACCUCUCUAUUAUAAUUAUACACCCCUAACAUUAUUUGAAAUUCCGGAAAUUGUUCGGCGCGUGUUCGGAACGCUAUCGUAAUAACUGGUUAAUUGUUCAAAAUGGCGUCGUACACUGUAAAAAUAAUAAAUUAUCGCGAUCAAAAAGCAAAUGGAAGAUAUUUCUGGUCCCUUGCUCAGGCGUAUUUUCGCUGGCUACUCUGGUUUUUAAGUAAAUGAAUGCAAAGCCAAGGCCCAGUCGAAUUGCAUUCACAGAAUAUUGAUUGUUGAAACGUUAAAAAAGGUUGUGAAUGCCAUUCGACUGGGCCUUGCAUUUAUUUAGUUAAAAACCGUAUAGAAUCGAGCGAAAACAUGACUGCUAUUAAUCCUGGUUCCUAAUUUUAACUCUUUCUGCUAAUAUCUCAUCUUCACUUUAUUCCGCCGCUUUUUGCAGAUGCUUUAUAGACGAACUGUUCAAAUUCUUGGACAAAAGAAAUGAAAUUUCAAGGGUUGUCAUGGGAUGCAUGAACAACUUAUCCUUAAACCAAACGUAAGGUAUUUCUGCUUCAACAAUAUCACAUACUCGGCCUAGACCUAGGCCUUCUAUUUUUAUUUAUAUUUUUUUAAUAUUCAGCGCUUUUUCACAUGAAAAGACUGGGACUAGGUGAUUUGGGGGCGGGGCGGAGGAAGGACGCAAGCCCCAAAUCACCUAGUCCCAGUCUUUUCAUGUGAAAAAGCGCUGAAUAUUAAAAAAAUAAAAAUAAAAAUAAAAAUAGAAGGCCUAGGUCUAGGCUGUCACAUACUGACUGUACAGGUCAAGAAAUUGUAUUUAUCUCAGAUUUAUGUCGACUAAUAGUGAGUCACUAACGCAUUACUCACCUAUUAUUGCUACAUAUAUAACUCUAAAAUGUGAAUUAUAAAUGAGACUGCCUGUGGAGAAUGCAUGCCCACACAAAUUUCCCGCGAUAUGUUUAAGGGCCUUUGUAGAUGGACAUGUCGAGUGCAAAUUUCAUACAUCCCUAGACCUAGCCAGGAGCAGCUGCGAAAAAUCAACUAUAUAUAGGCUUCUGGGAGGGAUCGAACCUCCCCUCCCGCGAUUCCGGUGCAGCGCUGUAAGCUGCUUUAACCAGCUGGGCUGCAGAGUCCAGUUGUCGAGCUUUAAUUUACUGUAAGUUCAUAUAACUAUAUUAAGGCGAUGCCAGUUUAAAGUGUAUGGUUAAGUUUCAGAGUACCUGAAUUUGCAUUCGAAAUUUCCAUCUACAUGCAAAGGCCUUUCAAUUGGUUCUGUCGUGUGGGAUGGCCGGGAUCCUGAUUGUUACCCAUGCAGGACGUUUUAAUAAUUAUGUUUAAUCUUGUAUUUCUGCAGGUUUGCCUCAAAAUAUUAUUUUCAAUUAGAAAAAGUUGUUUUGUCCCUUGUGGAAACAUCUAUGGUUGGUAAUUAGGAUUCAUUUUCUAACAUAUACUGUAUUUAGAUAAUUUGCUUUCAAUCUUUGUUCGUAUUAUAGCAGACACUAUAUUUCUAUUUUGUUAGAUCAAUCAGGGUCAUGUAUCCAAUAAUUCAAAGCUUGAUGUCAAAGCUCAAGUUACACUUGUGUCUUCAGGUUUUGCAACCUUGGCAAAUUUAGCCCGAGUCAAGGAAAUAAGGAAGAGACUCCAGUGUAAUGAUCAAUUGUGGAGGCUGUGCGUCAAUGUUCUGGUUAGUAAAACGGAAAGCUUGUUUUGUGGCGGCCAAUGUUUAUCCUAUUUAGGUUCCUUUCACAUAUGACCAGCAGAUCAGUUAGAAACUGUAAACAUUUAAAAUUGUCAUCGAGCCAGGGGCUAUUGGUUAUUUGUUCACUUAACAUACUUUUAGUCUGGUUAAGUUACCAGGCAGUCCUGGUCAAACAUAACCAGAUUCCUGGCAAGGCCGGCGAGAGGGGUGAGGGGGGGGGGCAAAAUACCCCGGGCCCCGAGUGCUCAGAGGGGCCCUGAAAUCUCGGUAAAAUGUUCGUACCAUUUAAUUAUCAUCGUUUUUAUGUUUGUCCUAAAUGAAAUACGCCCACUUGCACACUAUUCGCUGAUUGCCAUGGUCAAUCGUAAAACGUACCAAAUGUGAAAUAACGAUUUUUCGAUUGUUUUCUCAACAAAAACAGUUAGCUAAAGUGCUAAACAUCGUUCACAUGCCAUCUUUAUAAGUUUUGAGAUGAAAUGAACAAAUUUAUUAUGUGAGCUGAGUAUAGUGAGACCGACAGACUGUACAGCUGAUGUUGUAUCAUACUGGACACUGGACAAUUGUUGUUCAUUUGUAUAUAUACUGCAAAAAUAGUUUCAGAAUAACUCAUGCAUUAUUCUAUUAAAUAAGUAAUGUUUGCAUGUUAUUUAUGCAUGUGAACAUAUUUUUAAUUGCAUACAUUGAAAUCAGUUUUUGCCAAUUUGCAGCAAUUAACCAUUAAAGCCCCGUUUACACUAUAGCGGAUUGCUAUCGGAGCGGGUCAAAUUUUGUAGGUAUUGAAAGGCUGUGAAGAUUUUUAAUUUCAGAAACCCAAAUAAACAUGUCAAUCCUGUCAAACUAAUAAGCAUUUGCUACUAACCAUUGCUCCUUAACGGCAAAAGAAGAUGUCGUGACGAGCGAAUCUGGUAUAGUGUAAACGGGGCCUUAGUUGUUCAUAUUACUCCACCCUUAUUUUUCAUGUCAGUUUAUGAUUUUUGUAUAUGGUCUUAUUAUUUUAGUAAUUACAAUUUUUGUCUACUUUUGUUACUAGUUAAUGUUACACUGUGUACAUUUGAACCUAAAUCAGCAUUAAUUUAUUUUACUCCCACGUUUUUAAUUUGCUACACUAUACAAACGUUAAGUUACUGUGGUUAGACCAAAAAUGAUUGUGAUUCGAAACAAUUAAUUGUUGCAUGCUAUUAAUAAAAAAUCGAUUAUCGAUUAUUUAACGAUUUUGAUAAUGUGAAAAAUUUUACAUCCAGACUGAAUAUGUUGAUGAUAUCAAUCGCGGAGAGAUCGGUGAUAUGAUUUACGCUGAACUGGGUCUAUUUAUUAACCUUGCGACCGAUGAAUCAACUUAUCUAAAGGUAUUUUAUGAAUUAUAUCUACAUUUUGGAUAUCUUGAUAUACUGUAACUAAUAGUAGAUGGUUUUUUGGUAGGCAGAAUUCUAAUUUCGAACUAUUAGGUCUAAUAGAGCGUUACGUUCGAAAAUACCAUCUACAAGAGAACUAUCUACUAUUAGUUGUAUCGAAGUAGAUGCCCAAAUACCUUAUACUGGCACCCCUCCAUUAUAUAUAUAGAGGGAUAUUACACGGCGGCGCGAAGAUAUGACUUUUAUCUUCGAGUGGUGAAAACAAUAUUUUACGAACGAGCGCAGCGAGUGAAUGAAAUAUUGUUUUUAACACGUCACGAGAAGAUAAAAGUCAUAUCUUCAAGCCACCGCGUGUAAUGUUCUGUUUAUUAUAUAGUCCCAAACAAGAAAUUGUGAAAUUUCACGCUCAAAAGCAAAUUGGAAAAAUUCACGUGAUCGAUAUCUUCAAUAUAGUGAAUAUAUGGAAAAUAUCUCACUGUGUAUUUUUCAGUAUCUCACUCUCUACUAUAUAAUAAAGUACAUGAAUAUGUGGUUAAUGUUAAACAACUGGACUCUGUAGCUCAUGCAGUUGGUUAGAGCGCUGCACCGGAAUUGCAGAUCCACAGGUUCAAUUGCUGCCAGAGGGCCUAUAGUUGCAUUUUUUGCAACUGUUCCUGGUAUGAAGAUAUCAAAUCUAGUUGAGAAAGGAUUGAAUUAAUGAAUAAUUUUAUUGAUUUAGAUUGAUUAAAUUGGUGAAUAUUAUCCGACAACCAUGUUAUAUUUUAUACGUUUCAGAGUUGUCUGAGUUCUCACAUAGUCUUAAUUGUUUUAGAAUCACGCUAUCUCCAUUGCUCCAAUUUUGUUAAAGUUACUUACUUCAGAAAAUACGGAUCUCGUAAAGGUAUUUAUGACCAGCGCUUGUGUCAUCGGUCGCGUUCAUGUUUUUGGUGGCAAAAAAGUAAAAUAGAGAGAUUGAUUCACUAAUUUGACGCAAAUUUUGAGUAAAACAAUGCAUGCGGCCACCAGAGUGUGACUGAAAAUAUUGUGUAAAAUUGCUCAAAUUUAUGAGAAAAUUUACAAACAACACUUUUUUUGGUAAAUAUUCGGAAAAAUAUUUGCUCAUUUGCCAUAAAUCUGGUUAUAAAUUUGAGUAAUUUUAUUGAAUAUUUUGAACCACUUUGGGUACAUUGUAUAACUCAUUACAGUUUUUGAGUGAAAAUAGUCAUGAGGUAUUUUUGAAGUAUUUUUGUUCAUCCGUCAUUCCGUUAAUAAUAUGCAUGAAAAUGCACUCACUACUGAUUGGCUAAAAGCAGUGCAUUAAAUUUUAUCGACAUACAGUGCGAAAAAAGAAAUACAGUGCCAAAAAAUACACUUCAUUGCCAAAAAAGAAAUAUGUGGCAAGUUCAUAAACAAAAUACAUUUUGAAUAAAGAUUUAAAUGACUUUUUGAAGUUGUUGUGUCAUUCAAAUGAGUGAGUAAAUGAUCUAUUUCGCAUGUGUUUCAUGCAUGCAUGCAAGUAACCAUGAAUUUGCCUCUGCAUAUUGUUGCUAUGUAUAUUAAUAAGAAAUAUAGCACUUGUUUUCGGACUUGUGCAAUUUUGAACGUCAAUUUUGAACGAUACGUUUUUGUCGAAUUAUAUAACUAUACUCAAACCCACCAAUUGUUCAAACAAGUAAUUAGGUAAUAGGUGACCAUGCAUUUCCUCAUCUUUAUCACUGACUAUAGCAUUUAAAUAAUGUGACAUUCUGUUGUAAAGGUCAAUGAUAAUGUUUCUAUUGCAGCGGGUGGUUGGUGUUUUACGGUUAUUGAUGACUUAUAGUGAAGAAGUAGUUCAACUCGCUUGCACUGAAACUUCGUAUGAAAUCUUACUGGAAAUCAUCGAGGUACCCUGUACAGUGUUUAAUAAAUAGAAAACAUUUUCCGUGUUUCUAGACUAAACCAAACUACCACAAGUGUUUCUAUAGCUGUACAGAAACACAGGAAGCGUGUUGAAUAUUUCUCGGAUUCUUAAUUAGUCUUUUUGAAAUUUUAAAAACAAUAGAAAAUGUUACCGUACAUUAUACCUCAUUACGUGUGAAAAAUGAAAUAUUAUAGUUAUUGUUACAUGACUUACAUUUAUUACAAACCUGUUCCAUGUUGCCCAUCACGAUUCGCCCAUAUAGUAUGUGUGAAAAUUGAAAAUAUCCUGAGUUUUCAAAAUAUCCAGGUCUUGAGAUCAUUUUUCUGAUUGCCGAAAUGUUUCCUUUCUAUUUUGUAGAGAACCUCUGAUGAUAGUACAAUAUCUUAUGGCGUGAAAUGUUUAGCUUUUUGUACAGCUAGAAAUAACGAUGCAAAGGCGUAUGUUAGCGUAAAUGGCCUCGCAGUGUUUCAUAGGUUAUUAUCAUCAAGCAAUGAAACCAUCGUGGGAAAUUCUGCUCUCAUUUUAAGCAACUGUUUUGAACAAGGUAAAGUAUGUGAAUGGGAACAGUGUAUUAUGGCGAUGCACAGUGGCGUUGUAGAAGUCUUCGAAUGAAUGCUUUAUGCAGAGGCGUACCCCCACCCCCACAUUUUUCUUCAGGAACGAUAUUGUAAUUCUUUCAAAACUGGGGGAGCGUAACCUCUUAAUGUUUUCAUCUAUGACAUAAAAUAUACCAAAUCUGUAGGUUUCAGAUGAUCAUAAAACGUGACUGUCUAAAAUGCAUGAAAUAACAUUUCGCGAAGCCAAUUAAACAGAAACAUUUUCCGAGUGACCAUGCCCGUGGACAGCCGGACGAUUAGACCCCCCCACUUGUCAACCUCGUUCCCAGGCGUUUCCCUCCUGGAAACGAGGUUGCCCACUUUUUUGGGACUGGCUACGCCCCUGACUUAUAAUGUGGUGAAAAAUCUUUAUUUAAACAAGGACACGCUUCUGCAUGCUAUCAUUUGGGGUCCUUACGCUAUCGAUGACCGACAAAGAAGUUUUCGGCAUAUGCUAUAUAAUUAAGACAAAUUAAUUUUCAUUAACGACAAAAGAACUCAGAUUUGUAAUUACAUCAGAGCGACAUAUGCUGCCAACCUAAAUUCGCACUCCCAAUAUUUCACCAAAUGUCCAUCACUGGUGAUGCAGGAGCGUGAAUGCAAUUCUGUCCGAAGGCUAUAGUGGUUUUUGCUUUGGGAAUAUUUCAAACAGUUUGUUCCAGUUCAAGCCCAGUCCGAAUCUGAGGAAUCGUUAUGUAUAGUGAAAUGAAUUAAUUUUGAUAUAGUCCAAGGACUCUUUUAAUUUUGAUUCAGGUCGGGUUGGAUCAAUAUAUUUCACGGGGUAUCUAGUAUCAUUAUGUGAGGAAAAUAAACACUGUAGUUAAUUUUUCCAUCUUGUAUAGGUAAGGCGUGUGAUCAGUUUGUUGGAACAUCAAUUGUGAAAGAUUUGUUGACUCUGGUCACAAGAAAAGAUUUAACAGACGGAGUCAAACAGAAUGUAGCUAUUGCUCUUGCUAAGCUGGUAAAACACGAUUUAAGGUGUGUAUUGAUUACGAUACAAUAUUUACAUUAAAAGUACGAGUUGAUCUUGUAGCUUUACCAUAUAGUAAAUAUAUAGUCGAUCUCAACAAUAUACUCAGUCUAUAAAACGUCCGUUUACAAAAACCAUCGGUUGAAGCUAACGAUGAACAACCGUGCAUGAGCAUACACACUGCCUACAUAAUAUGCUGGCAUAGUUUCACGUUUGUAAACACGAGAGAAUUAAUUACUAUUUUUAAUGACCAUUUUCUAGGUUUUUGGAACAACUACGUGAGCUGCAUGGCUUGGAGAUUUUGCACUCAGUUGUCCAGUCAAACAGUCUACUUUGAUGAAUGCAAGAAGAAUGAACUAUUAUCAAAUUGCUGGUACAUGUUUAUACUGUAUGCUGCGUUCAAAGCUAAGUGAAGUCCCACUCUGCCUAGCUAUAUGUGCGAACAUGCAAGUAUAUACUGACCAUGCAGAGGACUCUUCAUUUUAAAAUACGAAGCAAUCUAUCUCAUAAUCGUUUUAGUGGCAGACACUUAUUGCGACAUAUUUGCAUUGGGUGCGAUAUAUUACUAUUAGCACAGAAUACUACAUAGAAGUCCAUCUCCUUUGUUUUUUUGCGUACGCUCCAUUCGUCAUGAUUCGUCACUCAGCAAGUACCGUAAACAGAAGCAGUUACCCCCCUGGACGUUCGCCAUUUUUAGUAUUUCCAGGGGGGGGACUGUUUACGGUACUUGCUGAGUGACGAAUCAUGACGAAUAGCGCUUACGCUAAAAACAAUGGAGAUGGCCUUCUGUGUAGUAUUCUGUGCUAUUAGCAAGCAAUUACCUUGUCCUCAGUACAGGACACCAAGGGAACCGCCUCCAUUGCUGAUUAACUAAUUAACUAAGUUGCAGCAGUUUUCAUCAUGCAAUCUAAAAAGGUUUGAACAAUUACAUUAAUUUAAAGCAAAAAAUGCAACAUCAUUGUGGCGGGCUAAAUUCGCACUCCCAACAUUUUGCAUAGUGUCUGUCACUGCUUGUCCUUGCUACAUGUAUGUCAUAGCCUUGGCGUAUAUACAUUUCUCAUCGUAUUAAGUAAAUAUUAACACAUCUUAUCGAAUUAAAGCAUGUUCAAAUAGUUAAUUCUUAAAGUUAAAAAUAAAGGACUUUUUACAUGGAAA